AUGGGCUCCAACACACCUCAAACCUGGCACCAGCUCAAUGUCGGCGUCGUCGGCGGCGGCAUCGGCGGCAUGUCCGUCGGUAUUGCCCUGCGGCGCGCCGGCCACAAAGUCACCAUUUACGAAAAGCACGACUUUGUAGGCGAAGUCGGCGCAUCCGUGUCGUGCGCGGCCAACGGCACACGAUGGCUCCAUGAAUGGGGCGUGGACGUCGCAAAGGGCGAUCCGGUCGUGCUGAAGAAGCUCAUCAACCGGGACUGGAAGACGGGGGAGCCCGUCAGCGUCUACGACCUCGACGACUACGAGGAGCGAUGGGGCUACGUGUACAAUAUGUUUCACCGGCAGUACAUGCAUACGAUGCUGAAAGACUGCGCCAUGCAAGAGCAAGGCGGCGGCAUUCCUGUCAAGCUGGUGGUGAAUCACCAGUGCGAUAGUAUAGAUUUAGAAAGCGGAACCAUUACGUUCAAGAAUGGCGCUUCCGCGCCGCACGAUCUCAUUAUCGGCGCCGACGGCAUCGGCUCCGCCGUCCGCGGGCAGCUCGGCAUCCACCCGGAGAAGCGGCCGUCGGAAUCCAGCUGCCUGCACGCCAACGUGCGGACCGAAGACGCUCUGCGCCUCGGGCUCGUCGACUACUCGCAGCACAGUGCGCUCGAGUACUGGGGCGGCCAGGAGGGCAAGUACGACAAGAUUGUGCUGUCGCCGUGCAACGGCGGCAAGCUGCUCUCGUACUACUGCUUCUUUCCGCGCGAAAAGGGCGACUACUCGACGCAGCAGUGGGGCGGUGCGGAGAGCAGCAGGCCGGUCGGGGAGCUGCUGGCGCCGUAUCCGGAGCUGGAUGCGCAGGUCAAGGCUCAUCUUGCGAUUGGGACAGAGAUUCAGCCGUGGCGGCUCUGGGUGCAUCAACCUUAUCCGUACAUUCAAAAAGGUAGAGCGUGUCUACUUGGUGAUGCGGGCCACCCGAUGAUGCCGCAUCAGAGCCAGGGAGCUUGCAUGGCUAUUGAAGACGCCGCUGCGCUGGGCAUCAUCUUUGACAAGCAGCACUUUAACGGCGACAUCGCCGAGGCUCUGGCAGUAUACCAAGAUGUCCGGCUGCCCCGCGUCACCAGAGUGCAAGCUGCAGCUGCCAAAGCCGCAUACAACAUCAACGAGAGAAUAGGAUUUUCCGAGAAUAAAAAUUGCAGCACUUACAAGGUUGAAGACGAAAAGAAGAAAUUGACGAUUGAUGAGAUGAAUUCGUAUGAAAUGUAUAAAGAUGUCGAUGAGAUGCUGGCCAAGAGACGGGGAACGGUGUUUGGCGAAAAGUUUAGUCGUGGUCUGCCGCUUGGGCUGAAGCUGCCGAAUGGCGUUGUGGUUGGCGAGGAUAUUUGA
This is a messenger RNA of Beauveria bassiana ARSEF 2860, 1365 nucleotides long. RefSeq names its product salicylate hydroxylase. The transcript is spliced from 5 exons. Lineage: Eukaryota; Fungi; Ascomycota; Sordariomycetes; Hypocreales; Cordycipitaceae. The record is from RefSeq and is a predicted model, not a curated record. Bases 1 to 1365 code for a protein of 454 amino acids. Gene Ontology annotation, molecular function: FAD binding; monooxygenase activity.